UCCAAUCACCUCGGGGAAGGUCUGAGACAAGAGCCAAUCGCUGUCCUCACAGGACAUCAUCUGACCGGAUGAGCGAGUGCACAGAAAACAUGGGUCACGCGCGGUGGUCUCGCACAAGACGUUGAUACUCGCGCACGAUUCCGCGACUCAACCGAUGCGAUCCGCGCUGGCUUGGAAACGCUCGCGGCUGGCGCAAUGAGUUCGAUGUGUGAGCUAGCACAAAAUGCUAGAACCCAAUUCAGACUACUCUCCCUCCGCUGUUUUUAACAUUAUUAGUUUAAAGCAUGAGACGAACAAGAAGUUCACGAGGCAAGUCUGUGGCAGAUUCAACCUCAGGGAGUGAAAGCUCAACUGUAAAGACAGUUUGGCAGUGGAAGGGGGACAAUGGUGAGUGGGAACCGUACAGUCCAGAAAUCUGUGCCCAGCUGGAUACAGCAAUGCAGUCUGGAGCAAAGUCGCUGUCAUUGACAUUCGGAUCUGGUUAUGAAGUGGAUCUUGUAAAACUGGUUCAGAUUAACAGUGUCACCAAGUAUAAGCGAAAAAUACGCCUUCAAAAAGUGAAGUCAGAGGAUCUGAAUGAAGGUGAUGUUUUAAACGGUAAUAAUAAAGGCGCAGAUGUGGCUCAAAUUAAAGAAGAGAAAGAGGAGGAAGAUGAGCAGCCGGUGUCCAAGAAGAGACGCAAUGAGGGGAGGAGUCAGAACAAAGCCAAGCCUGUUGCCAAAGAGGAAAGUAAAGAGGUUGUGAAGACGGUGGUUAUGAAGGGAAAAGCUCCAGUUGACCCAGAAUGUAAAGCUAAAAUUGGAAAGGCCCAUGUCUACAGUGAAGGGACUGAUGUAUAUGAUGUUAUGCUGAAUCAGACUAAUCUUCAGUUCAACAACAAUAAAUAUUACCUCAUCCAGCUCCUUCAGGAUGACAACGCGAAGGCUUACAGUGUAUGGAUGAGGUGGGGGCGAGUGGGUAAAGUUGGACAGAACAGCUUGGUUAGCUGCGGGGGGAAUCUAGCUCAGGCCAAAGACACCUUCAAAAAAAAGUUCUUAGACAAGACCAAGAACGAAUGGGAAGAUCGUGCAAGUUUUGAGAAAGUUGCAGGAAAAUACGAUAUGGUGUUUGUAGACUACAGCAUUGAGGACAAACAGGAGGACAAGAUAUCCCCUCCUCUCGAACAAAAACCCUGCCGGUUAAACAUCAAGGUUAAGUCUCUCCUAGAGCUCAUAUGUGAUCUGAAAGCCAUGGAAGAGUGCGUGCUGGAGAUGAAGUUUGAUAUCAAAAAAGCUCCCCUCGGUAAGCUAACAGCAGAGCAAAUCCGAGCCGGUUAUGCAUCUCUGAAGAAGAUUGAGGAUUGCUUAAAGAAGAAAGGCAAUAAUAAACAACUACUGGAAGCAUGCAACCAGUUUUACACUCGUAUCCCACAUGAUUUUGGGUUGCGGACACCACCCGUCAUUCGCACAGAGGACGAGCUGAAGGAAAAGAUUGCUUUGCUAGAGGCUCUUAGUGACAUUCAGAUAGCUGUGAAAAUGGUUCAGUCCAGCAUUCAGAACGACGAGCAUCCUCUGGACAGACAGUAUCACUCUCUGAAGUGUCAACUGCAGCCACUGGAUUCUGACAGCAAUGAAUUUAAGGUCAUAGAGAAAUAUCUCCAGUCCACUCAUGCACCAACACACACUGACUACACAAUGACCGUCCUGGACAUUUUCACUGUGGAGCGAGAGGGCGAGAAAGACAGCUUCCUCUCUCAGAUGGACAACAGGAUGCUUCUGUGGCAUGGCUCUCGUCUGUCUAACUGGGUGGGGAUCUUGAGUCAGGGGCUGCGAGUUGCUCCACCAGAAGCUCCUGUAACUGGAUACAUGUUCGGUAAAGGGAUUUACUUUGCAGACAUGUCAUCAAAAAGUGCCAAUUACUGCUUUGCCAGCCAGAAGAACAACCAAGGAAUUUUGUUGCUGAGUGAGGUUGCCCUUGGGGGUGUCAACGAACUUUUGGAUUCCAAUUACGAAGCUGACAAGCUGCCCUUUGGGAAACAUAGUACAAAAGGCAUGGGACAGACUGCGCCCGACCCAAACAACCAUGUUGUAUUGGAUGGUGCGACUGUACCCAUGGGGCCAUGUGUAAAGACCGGGGUGGGGCAGAGAGGCGGCUACUCGCUCCUGUAUAAUGAAUACAUUGUUUAUAACCCUGCCCAGACACGCAUGAAAUACCUUCUUCAUGUGAAGUUUAAUUUCUCCUCGCUGUGGUAAAGCAAAAGGGGAUUCUUGACAUUUAACACACUAACUUUUGAAUUUAUAUAUAUAUUUAUUAAUGUCUACAUCUAUAACUAAUGCAAUCUGAGGUGAAGGACGUGACAUGUAGUAUUUGGUGCAGCUCAUGUAUUCAUGAAGGUUAAUAGAAUCUGAAAAUCUUGAAGAAUUGCAUAUUUUAUGUUCUACUAAUGUAAGCAAAAUGUUGUUUUUGUUAACAAAAGGAAGUGUGUUCGUAUUUUUAUAAGAAAAUAAAAUGUAAUAUGUUGUAUAAA
Messenger RNA from Paramisgurnus dabryanus, 2506 nucleotides. NCBI's taxonomy places the organism in Eukaryota, Metazoa, Chordata, Actinopteri, Cypriniformes, Cobitidae. The record is from RefSeq and is a predicted model, not a curated record.